AAGAAGAAGAAGAAGAAGAAGAUUUACCUAUCGAGUGUUUCAGAUUUACCAAGGGGGUUUUCAAGAAUGGCGUCAAGACAAGUGAUUCAACAGCAGAACAGAGGAGUGGAGGAAGGUGUUCCCGGCGCUAACAAACAGAAAAACAUGGCAGCGGAGAGGAAGAAUCGCCGCGCACUCGGUGAUAUAGGAAAUAUGGUAACUAUUUGUGACGUCAACGGCAAGCCGCUUCCUCAGGUUUCUCGACCUGUUACAAGGAGUUUCUGUGCUCAGUUGCUGGCUAAUGCACAGGCUGCAGCUGCUGCUGAGAAUAACAAGUGCUUGGCAGUGAACCCCAGUGUGGUGGAUGGAGCUCAGGCUCAGGCUCAGCCUCAACCAGCCAAGAAACCUCAAAAGAGAGCUGCAGCAAAGCCAAAGCCAAGGCCAAAGCCAGAGGAGAUUAUAGUGAUUAGCCCUGACUCCAAAGAAGAUCAGCCUAAGUCUAAGGCUAAGGCUGGAGAAAUGUCAUUGAAAAAGAGGUCUCUGACCCUUACAUCAACACUCUCUGCUAGGAGCAAGGCUGCUUGUGGGCCAAAAGUGGACAUUGAUGCUGCAGAUGCCAAUAACCAUCUAGCAGUUGUUGAAUACAUAGAUGAAAUUUACCAAUUCUACAAAUCAGCUGAGCACGAGGGCAUGGCGGGGGACUAUAUGGAUUCGCAGCCUGAGAUCAAUGCAAAGAUGAGAGCAAUCUUGGUUGAUUGGUUGGUGCAGGUCCACAACAAAUUUGAUCUCUCUCCAGAGACCCUCUACCUCACCAUCAACCUCGUGGACCGAUAUCUUGCAUCGAAGAAGACUCAGAGAAAGGAAUUGCAGUUAGUGGGGUUAGGGGCAAUGCUGAUAGCCUCGAAAUAUGAGGAGAUUUGGGCGCCUGAGGUGAAUGAGCUGGUCAUCAUGUCAGACAGAACUUACUCCUGUGCAGACAUCUUGGUCAUGGAGAAGAAGAUCCUAGGACAGCUGGAAUGGAGCUUGACAGUUCCCACUCCAUACGUGUUCCUUGCCCGGUUCAUCAAAGCAUCCAUGACCGAUGCCAAAGUGGAGAACAUGGUGUAUCUGUUGGGUGAGCUUGCAAUGAUGAACUACAGCACAGCAAUAAGGUACAGCCCCUCGUUGAUUGCUGCCUCAGCAGUCUACGCAGCGCGCUGCACCUUGAGCAUUGCACCAGCUUGGAACGAGACACUUAGGCAGCACACCGGCUUCUUGGAAGAGCAGCUCAUGGAAUGUGCUAAGAUGCUGGCAACGUUUCAUUCGAUGUUGUUGGACGGGAAUAUGCGUGGGAUCUACCGGAAAUACGAGGGCUCAGAUAGGGAAUUUGCUGCUCUCUUGCCACCAGCAAAUUCUCUUUUGUUCAUCUCAUUUUGUCACAGUUCUUCGAACUAACAAAAUUAUACCAUGAUUUGCCAUGUCCAACAAAUUAUGUAACUUCUCAUUUGAUGAGAUGACAAAUGUGAUCAUUUCAUAUUAUUCA
Molecule: messenger RNA, 1501 nt
Organism: Salvia hispanica
Lineage: Eukaryota; Viridiplantae; Streptophyta; Magnoliopsida; Lamiales; Lamiaceae
Product: G2/mitotic-specific cyclin S13-7-like
Biological process (GO): mitotic cell cycle phase transition
Molecular function (GO): cyclin-dependent protein serine/threonine kinase regulator activity
Source: RefSeq, a predicted model, not a curated record